Molecule: messenger RNA, 519 nt
Organism: Annulohypoxylon maeteangense
Lineage: Eukaryota; Fungi; Ascomycota; Sordariomycetes; Xylariales; Hypoxylaceae
Product: ribosomal protein L5 domain-containing protein
Exons: 3
Coding region: 1-519 (172 amino acids)
Biological process (GO): translation
Cellular component (GO): ribosome; cytosolic large ribosomal subunit
Molecular function (GO): RNA binding; structural constituent of ribosome
Source: RefSeq, a predicted model, not a curated record
AUGUCCGACAAGGCCCAGAACCCCAUGCGAGAGCUUCGCAUCCAAAAGCUCGUCCUUAACAUCUCCGUCGGUGAAUCUGGUGAUAGAUUGACCCGUGCCGCCAAGGUCCUGGAGCAGUUGAGCGGUCAGACUCCUGUCUACAGCAAGGCUCGCUACACCGUCCGAACCUUCGGUAUCCGACGUAACGAAAAGAUCGCUGUCCACGUUACUGUCCGUGGCCCCAAGGCCGAAGAAAUCCUCGAGCGUGGCCUCAAGGUCAAGGAAUACGAACUCCGCAAGCGCAACUUCAGCGAGACCGGUAACUUUGGCUUCGGUAUUAGCGAGCACAUCGAUCUCGGUAUCAAGUACGACCCCGCCAUUGGUAUCUACGGCAUGGACUUCUACUGCUGCAUGACUCGUCCCGGUGAGCGCGUCACUCGCCGCCGACGAUGCAAGAGCAGAAUCGGUGCCGGCCACCGCAUCGACCGCAACGAGACCGUCAAAUGGUUCAAGCAGCGCUUCGACGGUAUCGUCCGAUAA